AUGGACGGACCAUCGGAGCAAAUGAGGCCCCUCUUGAGGACAGGCCUAGAUGAGGAGGCAAUUGUUGACCAUGGAAAGAGCAGCUUCGCCACUCACACAAACUCUGAAGGGGAAGAGUUGGAAAGCCACAGAGCAGUGUACGUAGGUGUCCAUGUUCCCCUGGGAAGAGAGAGCAAGCGGAGGCAUCGCCACAGAGGACACAGACAUCACCGAAAGAAGAAAGAGAGAGACAGUGAGGAUGGAAAAGAAGAUGGCAGGGAUUCCCCUAUUAACGACACACCAUCUCAGAGGGUACAGUUCAUCCUGGGAACAGAGGAUGAUGACCUCGAGCACAUCCCACAUGACCUCUUCACCGAGCUGGACGAGCUCUCCUUCAGAGAUGGCCGUGCCACUGAGUGGAGAGAAACAGCCAGAUGGUUGAAAUUUGAAGAGGAUGUGGAAGAUGGUGGAGAGAGAUGGAGUAAGCCGUAUGUGGCCACGCUGUCACUACACAGCUUAUUUGAACUGCGUAGCUGCAUACUGAAUGGCACAGUCAUGCUGGAUAUGAGGGCCAACAGUAUUGAGGACAUUGCCGACAUGUUGAUAGACAGCAUGGUGGCGUCAGGCCAGCUCAACGAGGAUUUGCGCGAAAAGGUGCGAGAAGCCAUGUUGAAGAAACAUCACCAUCAGAAUGAGCGAAAGCUCAGCAAUCGCAUCCCUCUGGUGCGCUCCAUUGCUGACAUAGGCAAGAAACAUUCUGACCCACUCUUGCUUGACAGAAACGGAGAGGGCCUGUCUUCCUCACGUCUCUCUCUCCACAAGCCAGGGUCAGCCCCCUCUGUCUCCAGCCUGUCCCAGAGGCGAGAGUCAAGAGUCUCCGUCCUGCUCAACUACCUCCUGCCCUCUUCCUCCUACAGCACUGGCCUAUCCCCAGGCCUCACCACCCCUCAAAAUACCCCUUCAUCAUUUCGCCGUCCCUCUCAGAGCCCUUCACAAAGCCAUCGCACUGGCUUCGGUCCUCAAGGAAUCCCAGAGGUGGUGGUAUCUCCUCCUGAGGACGAUGACCCACCAAACUCUGCAGAGGAGGAUACAGUAUCACCACAGCUCAGCCGGCGAGCAUCCUCAACACCCCAGAACCUUGAGCUGCUGCCCUUAGAAGGACCACUGAUGCCUCAUAACUCUGCUCCAAGCAACCUGGAUGGCAACAAGACAAUGGAAAGGAGGCCUUCUAAAGUAGGGGUCAGUAGAGAAGGCAGCAGUGUGGACUUCAGCAAGGUGGACAUGAAUUUCAUGAAAAAGAUUCCUCCGGGUGCUGAGGCCUCAAAUGUGUUAGUGGGAGAGGUGGACUUCCUGGAGAAGCCCAUAAUUGCGUUUGUGCGAUUGUCACCAGCAGUCCUUAUCACAGGCCUCACUGAGGUGCCUGUGCCCACAAGGUUUCUUUUCCUCCUUUUGGGCCCUCGCGGUAAAGGACCACAAUACCAUGAGAUUGGCAGAUCAAUGGCAACACUAAUGACAGAUGAGAUUUUCCAUGAUGUGGCAUACAAGGCCAAAGACCGAACUGAUCUGCUCUCUGGGAUAGAUGAGUUCCUCGAUCAAGUAACUGUUCUUCCACCUGGAGAAUGGGACCCCACAAUCCGAAUUGAACCUCCGAAGAAUGUCCCCUCUCAGUUAAAGAGAAAGAUACCUUCUCAUCCCAAUGGCACUGCCUCUCCAGCUGGUGAGCUGGAAAAAGAUGAGGACCACCAUGUGGGGCCCGAGCUGCAGAGAACUGGGAGGAUAUGUGGAGGUUUGAUCCAAGAUGUCAAGCGUAAAGCACCUUUCUACUGGAGUGACAUAAAGGACUCGUUCAGUCUGCAGUGUUUAGCUUCUGUCCUCUUCCUCUAUUGCGCCUGCAUGUCCCCCGUCAUCACAUUUGGAGGUCUUCUUGGAGAGGCAACAAAAGGCAACAUAAGUGCAAUAGAGUCUCUCUUCGGAGCAUCAAUGACAGGAGUGGCGUACUCCCUCUUUGCAGGCCAGCCCCUCACUAUUCUUGGCAGCACAGGGCCUGUUUUAGUCUUUGAGAAGAUCCUCUUUAAAUUCUGCAAGGACUACAGUUUGUCUUACCUAUCGCUGAGGACCAGCAUCGGGCUAUGGACGGCCUUUCUCUGCCUUGUUCUGGUGGCCACAGACGCGAGCUCACUGGUCUGCUACAUCACCCGUUUCACAGAGGAGGCCUUUGCGGCGCUCAUCUGUAUAAUCUUCAUCUAUGAGGCUCUGGAGAAGCUAUUUCACCUUGGAGAAUUCUAUCCUGUGAAUAUGCACAACGAUUUGGACAAUCUUACCCUCUAUUCGUGCCAGUGCUCUCCGCCCACGAAUGUAACCGAUCAGCUCCUGCAGCAGUGGAACCAGACGGGUUACACCAGCUCCGACUCCAUCCCAUGGAACAGCCUCAACGUUCCGAUGUGUAAAAUGCUCCAGGGGGAAUUUGUGGGUCCAGCCUGUGGUCACCAUGGGCCCUAUAUCCCAGAUGUUCUCUUUUGGUCCAUUAUCCUCUUCUUCACCACCUUCUUUUUGUCCACAUUCCUAAAGCAGUUUAAGACAGAAAGAUACUUCCCAACCAAGGUGCGUUCCACUAUCAGUGAUUUUGCUGUGUUCAUAACCAUUAUGAUCAUGGUGCUAGUGGACUAUCUGAUGGGCAUCCCCUCUCCCAAACUGAAUGUCCCUGACCGCUUUGAACCGACUUCAAAGAACAGAGGCUGGCUGAUGGAUCCACUGGGAGACAAUCCCUGGUGGACGCUGCUGGUGGCGGCACUUCCUGCUUUACUCUGCACCAUCCUCAUUUUUAUGGACCAGCAGAUUACUGCAGUCAUCAUUAACCGCAAAGAGCACAAGCUAAAGAAAGGCUGUGGUUAUCACCUGGAUCUGCUGGUUGUGGCUGUGAUGCUGGGUGUGUGCUCCAUUAUGGGCCUGCCUUGGUUCGUAGCUGCCACUGUCCUCUCCAUUUCCCACGUCAACAGCCUGAAGGUGGAGUCUGGCUGCUCCGCACCAGGGGAACAGCCCAAGUUUCUGGGAAUCCUGGAGCAGAGGGUCACGGGUUUUAUGAUCUUUGUCCUCAUGGGUUGCUCUGUUUUCAUGACAUCAGUACUGAAGUUUAUUCCCAUGCCUGUUCUGUAUGGAGUGUUUCUCUAUAUGGGCGUUUCAUCCCUCAAAGGCAUUCAAUUCUUUGACAGAAUCAAACUGUUUGUCAUGCCUGCCAAACACCAGCCGGACUUGAUUUAUUUGCGCUACGUGCCACUCUGGAAGGUCCACGUCUUUACCCUGGUGCAGCUAACCUGUCUGGUUCUGCUCUGGGUGAUCAAGGCCUCUUCAGCAGCUGUUGUGUUCCCCAUGAUGGUUCUGGCACUUGUGUUUGUGCGAAAGCUUCUAGACUUCUUCUUUACCAAGAGAGAGUUGAGCUGGCUGGACGAUAUCAUGCCAGAAAGCAAAAAGAAGAAGGAGGACGACAAGAAAAAGAAGGCACGUGAAAAGCUGGAGCAAGAGUCCAGACAGCAGGAGGAAGAGGAGAUGGGACUAAAGGUCAGCUUUGAGGACUCAAACCUUCUCAACAUCCCAGUGAAAACACUCUCAGGGAGAUCGUACAGAAUAGGAGUAGUGACCCACAGCCUCCCUGGGGAUAAAGAGCCAAGAGAUGGUGGCCUGUGUUAGAGUGGAUGUCAGCCCCGAAUCACCCAGGGAGGGCUCCAGUGCCGAGACCUUCCUGUGAAAGAGGAGGGCCCCCCCCCCCCCAGCCCUGUCCCCCCCAGACACGUGUCGGACGGGUAAAGCGAACUCUGAACUGGAGCAGCACGGCUUCUCUGCAGAGCUUCUCUCCCCCUCCAGGGAAAUAAAAAGCUUCUGCAUGGCUGUGAGUCCAGCUUUAGGUCAUACAUACUCAGCACUUGUACAAAUUUCUGCCACGAUGCACCGUAUUACAUAGGGAUGAAGGAAUUCUGCAGUUACUGCCCAUCAACGCUCACUGUUUAGGAAUUCUCUCAGCCCACCCGUUUCGACCACAGAUGCCAAAGAAGGAGCCUCACUGGUGGGGGAUCUUGGACUGUGUGGCCUAAGAUGUUGUUUGUUUUGAUUUUAGUUUACAUUAGCUGGUGCUUUUUCUUUCUAUGUUUUUAUUUGUGUGCGUUUGUGUGGGCUGAUUUAUGACCUUCCGCCAAACAGCAACAGUUUUAGCGAAAGCCUUUUAAGUACUGCCAGCGUCAAGACGGAGUCAUUGUGGAGUCAUUCUGGAGCUGUUGGUGCGCAGUAAGCAACACAACCCAAAACAGCAGGGCACUGGGACACCACAGCACCAGCGCUUGUCGUUGGGUGGAGGUCUGCCGCCUAAGGGGAACGGCCGGUGUUGACAGUGCUGCUUAAGGGUUUGUAAGCUGUUUCCUCCACACAGCUCACGUUUGAUAGCGUUUGUGGACUUGAAGUAUCUUAGUAAGUUUCCUGUACCCAUUGGAUUUGUCACGCAGAUAAAAACCUACUUCGGAGGCCAUAUGAAGUCUGUAUUUUACAGUAAGCACUUUGCCAUUAAAGCUCGUGACCUGAAAUAGAUUGUAUUGCGUUUAUGAAAAGGUAACGUCCCCCUCCAACUAUUUCUAGAGAUGUUCAAAAACAACUCAGGAAUAUUGAAGGGUUUCUGACCGUGCAGCAACUUCCUGCCCACUGUAUUUUCCUCAGAUAUUUUAACGACAAAGAAAACGAAUAGAAGACUUGCUAUCCCAGUGCGUGGCACCUGUUUUUAUACUGUGCAUCAUUGUGAACAUCUGUGCGUGUGGUAUUCCAAUAAUUUGAUAUGUCUCGCGUUGCAAAUAAAUUUAUGCAAAACAUUUCUACCGUGUAAGUAAAAGCUAUAAUAAUCGAGGAGUUUUGAUCGUAUUUUUUGCUGAGUGCAGUCAUGUUUUAGGCAAUAAGUAUUCCAUACGGUCCAACGUCUGGACCCCUGAACUCUUAUUAACGUUCUGGCAAAGAAUAUUUUGUGCAACUGUUGUGUGUCUGUUUCUUUUGUGUGUAGCGACUCUAUGAACAAUAGCUUACGUGCCUUGUUGGAGCUCUUUCCGUGUGUGUCGUGCUACUGAGUGUGGAAGUGUCCAGAGCAGACGUGCAGGUUCACAGGACAGCCGCCUGUCCACGGCUCUGCUUCCAGCCGCCGUCGUGUCGUCCCACCUCUCUGUGAAAACUCUAACCCGAGCCACCACCUCCAGAGCUGUACUUGGACUUUUCUUCCGUUUUCGGCUGUAUCAAAAUGCCGUUUAUCGUGUGUGUGUGUGUGUGUGUCUCUGUGUUCUGCCGUCACAUCUCUAGUAGUUGCUCACCACAUAAACACAGAGUACUGAGGUGCAGAUUCUUGUUCGAAUAACUAGUGAAUGUCAACUCGUCGUGCCGUCAAUGUCAAAAGAUGGAGAAACAUUUAUAUUUAUUUAUCUAGAAGAAAAAAAAAAAAGGAAACAUAGUUGUGGUGUAUUUCUCUACACAUUGACCAUAGUGAGCGUCACAGAGGCACUUAAAUGUUCCAAAUGAUAUAGUUUAUGUUGAUGAACAAAGGCCCUAUUUUCACAUUACUGGUCUUAUUCAAGUGUCAUUUUUAAUAAAGGCUAUCUGCAGCAAAAGUGGGUCGACCUCCAAGACCACC
Menidia menidia (Atlantic silverside) is the source of this 5629-nucleotide messenger RNA. The record is from the annotation of a GenBank genome assembly. NCBI's taxonomy places the organism in Eukaryota, Metazoa, Chordata, Actinopteri, Atheriniformes, Atherinopsidae.